Molecule: messenger RNA, 1748 nt
Organism: Polypterus senegalus (gray bichir)
Lineage: Eukaryota; Metazoa; Chordata; Cladistia; Polypteriformes; Polypteridae
Product: MAPK/MAK/MRK overlapping kinase-like
Exons: 12
Coding region: 152-1414 (420 amino acids)
Biological process (GO): protein phosphorylation; intracellular signal transduction
Cellular component (GO): nucleus; cytoplasm
Molecular function (GO): ATP binding; protein serine/threonine kinase activity
Source: RefSeq, a predicted model, not a curated record
UCUUCGUUGUCAAGGAGACAGUACAACAUGGCGAUCCGCCGUGUCGGCAGAUGUAAUAUUUCGGCUCUGUUCGCUUUGGAAAUACAAUGAGGUUUUCAGCUUCGCUUGUUAUGGACCUGCUCGAAUUGCCAUCGAGGACCAGUCUCGAAAAAUGGAGAAGUACAGAAUAAUUGGUAAAAUUGGUGAGGGGACAUUUUCUGAGGUGGUGAAAACACAGAGCCUCAAAAAUGGAAGUUUCUAUGCCUGCAAGAAGAUGAAACAGCGAGUAGAGAGCAUGGAAAAGGUGAACAACCUCCGUGAAAUCCAAGCCAUGAGAAGGCUCAGCCCGCAUCCGAACAUCCUCCAGCUCCAUGAAGUACUUUACGAUCAAAAGACAGGUCUGCUUUCUCUGAUCUGUGAGCUGAUGGAGAUGAACAUCUAUGAAUUAAUCCGAGGCAGGAAACAUCCUCUACCAGAAAAUAAAGUGAAAAAUUACAUGUACCAGCUUUGCAAAUCCUUGGAUCACAUGCACAGGAAUGGGAUCUUUCACCGAGAUGUGAAACCAGAAAACAUCUUAAUUAAGCAAGACACAUUGAAGCUGGCGGACUUUGGCUCAUGUAGAAGCGUCUACUCGAAGCAGCCUUACACUGAAUACAUCUCGACCCGCUGGUACCGGGCUCCUGAGUGCCUUCUCACCGAUGGGUAUUACACAUACAAAAUGGACAUUUGGAGCGCAGGAUGUGUAUUCUUUGAAAUAAUCAGUCUCCAUCCCCUUUUUCCUGGCGCUAAUGAACUGGAUCAGAUCUCCAAAAUCCACGACGUACUUGGCACACCAACGCCUGACAUUCUCAAGAAGUUUAAACAGUCUAGAGCUAUGUCCUUUGACUUUCCACACAAAAAAGGGUCUGGUAUCUCCCGGAUGAUUCCACAGAGCUCCCCAGAAAGCCUCUCGCUGAUGUAUGAGAUGCUGGAGUAUGAACCAGACAGCAGGAUCAGCACAAAAGCGGCACUGCAACAUCCCUACUUUAAAGAGCUUCGAGUGGCUGAGAAGCAGGCGGCCAAUAUGCGAAGAGCAAUAGGGAGUGUGGAAAGAGGAGGAAACAGCGACACCCCAAAUUCCUUAGAUAACCUGUGGCGCAUUGCAAGGCAGGGGCGACGGCAGCUUCACAUUAAACAUGUGCAGGAGCCUAUGGUCAGGAGACAUGGCCCUCCAUAUCCAGUAGAGUUGCCUAAACUAAACAUAACAAUUCCUGCUUCAAAGUUAUCCUCUUACCCACUCUCUUCACUUCCUUCUAUCAUGAAACAUGAACAUCUUCCACUGCUUCAUCCAAUAAGUUACCAUGGAAAAAACAAGUCUAAUAAUAUGCAGCAACUCAAGCCUCCUUUACAAAGCUACCACAUCCCACCUCUGCACAAGAAAGACCAAGGAUUUUGAAUCAGUGACUUCAUGGCAAAGAUUCUCUGUGGAAACAAAGAAAAGACACAAGCACUGGAUAAAGAAAUAGACUCUUAACUGUCAAGAAGAAAAGCUCUGCUACUGACUGGUGGGAUUAAACCCUCCGAGCAGACCCCUCAAAAAGAUGGACAGCAGAAGAGACGUGAAAUGUGUUCAAUAUUUGCACUUGCAGCAAUAGCUGGGGCGAUGGUGGCAUCAGCUCUCUCACUGUCACCACGAGUAUCUGACAGGUGUUGGAUUAUAAGACUAAUGAGCUGUGUUAUCAUUUAAGAUGAGAAUAAAUGUUGCACUCUUUUCAUAUUAAACAACUAUA